Messenger RNA from Trichomycterus rosablanca, 1742 nucleotides. RefSeq names its product pdgfa associated protein 1b (gene pdap1b). Bases 301 to 840 code for a protein of 179 amino acids. Lineage: Eukaryota; Metazoa; Chordata; Actinopteri; Siluriformes; Trichomycteridae. The record is from RefSeq and is a predicted model, not a curated record. Gene Ontology annotation, cellular component: cytosol. Gene Ontology annotation, molecular function: RNA binding. The transcript has 6 exons.
GACAACAUUUAGAUUUUCUGUCAGUUUGAUUUUACAUUUCGAAAGAAACAAAUAUUCUCGCUUAUUUUAUCCCUGCGCUUUUAUUUGAAUAAUUUGUUCACUAAUAAUUCUUGUUUUUAGUGUCAAGUGGAUAGGACUACGCUUUACGAAACUUUAGACACUGUUAGCAUUGCAGCUACCUCGCUACAGCUAACAUCUUUAUCUUUAACUUAACUUCAGCCUAACAUCGUAUAAAUUACACAUUUCUAUUCAUAUUAAUUAAUUUUAUUUAUAUUAAGUGCCUGCUGCUAUCUAUUCAUUAUGCCUAAAGGAGGCAAGAAGGGUGGACACAAAGGUCGGAUGAGAACAUACACAAGUCCUGAAGAGAUAGAUGCUCAAAUGAAAGCUGAAAAAGAACGUAAAAAGGUUGAACAAGAGGAAGAAGGAGCCGCAGUGAAUGAUAACCAAACAGAUGACAAACUGAAUGAAUCUGGUUCUGAGGACAGUGAUGAUGAGGGUUCUCAAAAAAGAAAGGGUGUGGAGGGACUUAUAGAUAUUGAAAAUCCCAAUCGAGAAGCUCAGAAAGCAAAGAAAGUAACAGAUCUUGAACUGGAUGGACCCAGACAGCUGUCUAGAAGGGAGAGAGAGGAGAUAGAAAAGCAGAAGGCAAAGGAAAGGUACAUGAAGCUUCAUUUAGCAGGAAAGACAGAUCAAGCCAAGUCAGACCUUGCUCGCCUUGCCAUAGUUCGAAAGCAACGUGAAGAGGCAGCUAAGAAGAAAGAAGAGGACAGGAAAGCAAAGGAAGAGGCACAAGCAGCAGCGGCAGCAGCAAAAGGACUUCAUACCCUAUCCCUUAAAUAAUAGUCAAUGGGAUAAAUGGUUUUAUUUGAUUUGUGAACCAGUGCAGUAUAUACAUUUACUGACAUUAUUAUACUGUUUUUGAGGACAAGUUUGAUCAUGAUUUUAUGCUUUAUGAGAAAGUGCUAUACAAUGUUCCACUCAAAAGGAAUAUUUACGCUUUGAAAGUAUAAGUAGGCCUUAUACAGGUGCAUCUCAAAUAUAAGAUAUAUGACAGUUUACCUUUUUAAAUUUAAUUAUGAACAGAAAUAAUCUUUUUCAUGAUAUUCGUAUUUGUUGAGGUGCACUUGUAUAUAACGGAUACAGUGAUGCUUAUGAGAGGGUCUAGAUGUUCUUACCAAAGCAAGUAAUUCACAGUGAUGAUUCUAGAUCAUAUAUUUAUUAAUAUAUUGAUUAGUGUAAACCCGAUGAAUGUAACUGCUGUCAAAAGAAGUGAUAGUUUAAGAUGUAAGCAAAAAAACAUAACUAUUUGUUACAAUACAACUGGUGCACCUGAGCUUUACUUAACAAUGUCUUCAUAUUUUACUAACAUUAACAAAGACUCAAAUGUUAGUAUAAGUCUUAUGAUGUCUAUCAAGAGAUAUACUGUCACAAUGUUGGAUGCAUCUGAAUGGUCAUUUACCUGUUUGAUAAUGAAUAAGUACACUUGCUAUUCAGACUGGCCUUCAGUGAUGGUAGAAAAAACCCAAAACACACACACACACACACACACACACACACACACUAGCAAUGUAUAUCAUUAACUGAAAAAUUAAUUUACUGUAAUUGCAAACAUUUAGGUCAUACAUUAAAAGACACUGGUUCAUAGUAAUGAAUCUGAGUGUAAAUAUUUAAGGUGCUCGCUUAUCUACAGAUUCUUGGUCAAGCAACGUAAUAAAAUAAAGAUUAAAUGUGGAAGCACUUUA